Molecule: messenger RNA, 1938 nt
Organism: Thamnophis sirtalis
Lineage: Eukaryota; Metazoa; Chordata; Lepidosauria; Squamata; Natricidae
Source: RefSeq, a predicted model, not a curated record
AUGGCUUCCAACCUCCUCAUUCAUUUGUGUUUCCUUCUCCUUGCAGAAAUUGACUGUCUCAUUCGGCUUCCUGAGCCCGAGGACUACUGGGAGCCCAUUUUCGGAAUCUGCAUUUUCCUUUUCUCCUUCAUGAUCCCAGUGAUGGUCAUCACCAUCUGCUACAGCCUCAUGAUCCGGCGCCUGAAAAACGUCCGGGUCCUCUCGGGAUCGAAGGAGAAGGACAGGAACCUCCGGCGUAUCGCUCGCUUGGUUUUCGUCGUGGUGGCCGUCUUCAUCAUCUGCUGGACCCCCGUCCACAUCUUCGUCCUGGUCCGGAGCCUGGGAGCCAAGGCCGACAACGAACUCAGCUUAUCCAUCUUGUACUUCUGCACCGCCUUGGGCUACGCCAACAGCUGCCUGAACCCCGUCCUCUACGCCUUCCUGGACGAGAACUUCAAGACGUGCUUCAAGAAGUUCUGCUUCCCCUCGGCCUUCAGGAAGGAGCUUCAGAUGUCCAACCGCAUGUGCAGCAUCGCCAAGGACGUGGCCUACGCCUGCAAGAACUCCGACGGGACUAACAACCCGGCAUGACUAGGCGUGGAGCUCCCCAUGGUCCCCGUCAGCCAGCAGAGCCCUACCACGCCCACGUCAGAGCUGACGCAGAUCACAGCUCUUUGAAAGAGCGUGGCCCGCUGCCUUGACCCAGGAUCGGAGACCCAUGGGGAUGUGGAACAUUUUAAAAAGCCUCGCUGCCCUCGGAGUUCUGCGGGAAGCACGGAUUCAGCGCUUCUCCUUUGGACGAUUGUAUCGGGCUUUGAACUCCGAGAUACUUUUCAGGUGACGGAUUUCCGGAGUCCUCUGUCGACAGGCGUGCCAUCGUGCAGGCUUUCCCCCCCCCCCAAACGUGCGGCUGUCCCUCUCUCUGUAUGUGGGCGUGUUUGUGGGUGUGCUUGUGUGCUCCUCAAGUGUGCUUGUGCAUGUUUGCCUGUCGGGAAAAGACACUCAAGAAGUGGGGGGAAAGACCACCGAUGUGCUAGUAGAAGACGCCACAAUAACAUCUACAAAUGAGGCUCGCCUGACGUUAACACCUUGCGUAGAAUCGUCGUUAACAUGCUGCCAACACUGUCAGUUCUGCGCAUUUCGCACACCUCAAAUCCAGGCGAGAGACAUGGAGCAAAACUCUGGCUGUGCUGGACAUCCUUGUCAACCAUUUUGCAGCGGGGAAGCAAAAGAGCCAAAACGUGUACAUUUUGCCUAUUUUGGCGGCUUCAACAGCCUUGCAAAUUGCGGAAAAAGACUCCAAAACCAUUUCUCAACUGAAUCCUUGGGCCAGAGGAAAGUGAAAAAAUAGAGAAGGACAUUUUGGGGGGGGAAGUUUGUUUUUAAAUGCUGUUUUCCAAACAAUGGAGGCCUAGAGGGAUUUUUGGCGCGCACGUUGAAUUGGCUUUAAUUUUGGAAAACUACUAUCUUUGAUGGUAAGCUGGAACGGCGUUUUUUCUUCAAAGGAGAGUCCAAAUUUUGAAAUCAGUGACUCUUCGAACACGGAUAGGCAGUUUGCAUGUAGGCAGACUCCAGAUCCUGCACAGCGAUCAAGUUGGGGAAAAAUAAUCCCUUAUGCUUUCCCCCCCCCCUCUGCUGUGCAAAAGACUCACCUGUGUUUCUUCACCUGGAUGGACUCUAAACGUUGGAUCGUGAGGGAUCCUUAACCUUAAAUCACAUCUUAAUCUGAUGUGACGUGGAACAAUUGCAACCGGUUGAUGCUGGCCACAAGGUCAAGGGAUUAAAAAUUGUGAGUUCCAGGCGGUGGGUGGAUUUAAAGGGCAAAAUUUCUGAACCCUGAUUUUUCUGCUUUUUUUGAAUUUUGUUCUGACCUUAGCUUCCCUGAAAAGCACGAAGCAGAUUCUUAGUUCCGACAAAACCCCUUUGAUUAAAUGAAUGCGAAUUCCUCUCAUUCACCUU